CGCCGAAGAGGGGGACCCUAUAAAACAGAACCUGCCACCGACCUCAGUCGCUGGCACCUUAGCAGCGAAGAGGGAAGGCAGAGGUGGAAAUACUCCCAAGAAGGUGAAGACCCUGGCCGAACGCAGACUGGCCUGGAAGCCCACUUGUUGGGACUGGACACAAAGAAUUUCUUCAAGGACUUGCCCAAAGCCCACACGGCACAGGAGGGGGCUGUGAACGGCAUGACAUUCUAUGCAGGGCUGCAGGCUGAGGACGGGCACUGGGCGGGUGAUUAUGGCGGCCCACUCUUCCUCCUGCCAGGCCUCCUGAUCACGUGCCACGUGGCCCACAUCCCACUGCAGCCAGGAUACAGAGAAGAGAUGGUGCGGUACCUGCGGUCAGUGCAGCUUCCCGACGGCGGCUGGGGCCUGCACAUUGAGGACAAGUCUACAGUGCUUGGGACAGCCCUCAAUUAUGUGUCUCUAAGGAUCCUGGGUGUGGGGCCUGAUGACCCUGACCUGGUGCGAGCCCGAAACAUUCUUCACAAGAAAGGUGGUGCGACACUCAUCCCCUCCUGGGGCAAGUUCUGGCUGGCUGUGCUGAAUGUGUACAGCUGGGAAGGCCUCAAUAACCUGUUCCCGGAGAUGUGGCUGCUUCCUGAGUGGUUCCCCGCGCACCCCUCCACCAUCUGGUGUCACUGCCGGCAGGUCUAUCUGCCCAUGAGCUACUGCUAUGCCACGCGGCUGAGCUGCGCCACGGACGACCCGCUGGUGCAGAGCCUGCGGCAGGAGCUGUACCCAGAGGACUUUGCCAGCAUUGACUGGCCAGCACAGAGGAACCGCGUGGCACCCGAGGACAUGUACACACCACACAGCUGGCUGCUCCACGUCGUGUUCGCGCUGCUCAAUCUGUACGAGCGCCGGCACAGCACCAUCCUGCGGCAGCGCGCCGUCCAGAAGCUGUACGAGCACAUCGCAGCUGAUGACCGCUUCACUAAGAGCAUCAGCAUCGGCCCGAUCUCCAAGACUAUCAACAUGCUCGUGCGGUGGCGUGUGGAUGGUGCGGCCUCUCCCGCCUUCCAGGAGCACGUGGACAGGAUCCCCGACUACCUCUGGCUGGGACUCGAUGGCAUGAAGAUGCAGGGCACCAACGGCUCGCAGGUCUGGGACACCUCGUUUGCCAUCCAGGCCUUCCUGGAGGCCGGCGCGCACCACAGACCUGAGUUUGAAUCCUGCCUGCAACAGGCCCAUGGUUUCCUCCGCCUCUCACAGAUCGUGGACAAUCCUCCCGACUACCAGAAAUACUACCGCCAGAUGAACAAGGGUGGCUUCCCCUUCAGCACCCGGGACUGUGGCUGGAUCGUCGCAGACUGCACGGCCGAGGGGCUGAAGUCCGUGCUCCUCCUGCAGGAGCAGUGUCCCUUUAUCACUGAGCAUGUGCCCCGCGAGAGGCUGUACGAUGCGGUGGCUGUGUUGCUGAACAUGAGAAAUCCCGAUGGAGGGUUUUCCACCUACGAGACCAAGCGCGGGGGGCGUUUGCUGGAGCUGCUGAACCCCUCAGAGGUCUUUGGGGACAUCAUGAUCGACUACACGUACGUGGAGUGCACCUCGGCUGUCAUGCAGGCACUGAAGCAUUUCCACACACAAUUCCCGGACCACAGGGCGGGCGAGGUCAGGGAGACCCUUGAGCAGGGCCUGGAGUACUGUCGGCGGAAGCAGAGGGCUGACGGCUCCUGGGAAGGCUCCUGGGGGGUCUGUUUCACAUACGGCACCUGGUUUGGGCUGGAGGCAUUUGCCUGCAUGGGGCACAGAUACCAGGACGGGGCGGCCUGCAUGGAGAUCACCCGGGCCUGUGACUUCCUGCUGUGCAGGCAGAUGGAGGAUGGCGGCUGGGGCGAGGACUUUGAGUCCUGUGAGCAGCGGCGCUAUGUGCAAAGCGCCCGGUCCCAGAUCCACUGCACAUGCUGGGCCCUGAUGGGGCUGAUGGCCGUCAGGCACCCUGAUGUCCAGGCCCUGGAGAGGGGAGUUCGAUGUCUGCUUGGAAAACAGCUCCCCAAUGGCGACUGGCCCCAGGAGAACCUCUCAGGGGUCUUCAACAAGUCCUGCGCCAUCAGCUACACAUCCUACAGGAACGUCUUUCCCAUCUGGACCCUGGGCCGCUUCUCCCGCCUGUACCCCAAGAAUGCCCUCGCCAGCCCCCACUGA
Trichechus manatus latirostris (Florida manatee) is the source of this 2184-nucleotide messenger RNA. It is a transcript of the gene LSS, whose product is annotated as lanosterol synthase. Gene Ontology annotation, molecular function: lanosterol synthase activity. Gene Ontology annotation, cellular component: lipid droplet. Lineage: Eukaryota; Metazoa; Chordata; Mammalia; Sirenia; Trichechidae. The coding region runs from base 223 to 2184 and encodes 653 amino acids. The record is from RefSeq and is a predicted model, not a curated record. The transcript is spliced from 21 exons. Gene Ontology annotation, biological process: cholesterol biosynthetic process; triterpenoid biosynthetic process.